Molecule: messenger RNA, 5052 nt
Organism: Volvox carteri f. nagariensis
Lineage: Eukaryota; Viridiplantae; Chlorophyta; Chlorophyceae; Chlamydomonadales; Volvocaceae
Exons: 33
Coding region: 1-5052 (1683 amino acids)
Biological process (GO): double-strand break repair via homologous recombination; protein deubiquitination
Molecular function (GO): ubiquitin binding
Source: RefSeq, a predicted model, not a curated record
AUGAUUGCAUCGGGUGGAUUCGCAAUCGGCAGGGGUGCACUUGUGGUAAGCCAGCUUAGCCAGCAGGAGCUACUUACCAUAAAUAUAGUGAAUGCCACUUUUAAGGGCAACACUGCUGCUAACGGGAACGGCGGAGCCUUAAAGGCGUUUAUGGCCAUUGUCACAGCCACGGAUGUCGCCUUCAUCGGCAACGAGGCUCGGGGAGCAGGUGGCGCUGUGUACCUGGAGCUCGUCCAAGCAGCUUUCAGUCAUUGUCAAUUCCUCAACAACACCGCUGCCGGCCUGGGAGGUGCCAUCUACCACUCAUCGUCCGCCCUGGGGCUUAGUAACUGCAGUUUUCUUGGCAAUGCUGCGGACAGCAGCGGGACCGACAGCGGGGCAGUCCGAGGGCCAGUCAGCGGAGAUAGAUGGUCGUCAAACUCGGGGGGAGCCAUCUAUGCCCUGCGUUGCAAGGAUCGCAUGUUGCUUAGCGCUAGUGAACUGGGGCACAACCGCGCGAACGAAAGGGGCGGCGCAGUAGCGUUGCUGACGUGCGGCAUGACUGCGGAAGGUUCCUCCUUUUACAACAACACGGCGAAGCUUGGGGGCGGAGCCGUUGCGGCGGGCCUUAAGACGGUCGACGAUAACGCCACAGGCGUUCCGCUCCUCCUGAAAAGCAGCAACUUGACAGGAAACACAGCCGUGAUGGAAGCUGGUGGCUCGGUCUUCAUAGAGAGUUUGCCACUGACAGUAGAGCACAGCCGGCUGGAGUACAACACGGCUAACCAGCAGGGAGGCGCUGUGUACAUGGGGCCCUCUUCUUUGCUGAUCGUUUCCGGAACCAUCAUGCGAGCCAAUCAGGCCGGUGUGACUGGAGGUGCUGUACAUGCCCAGGGCGCUCCAACUGGCCAGCCGGUGGCUGUCCUUCAGGGCCUCCAGGCGUGGGAGAACCGGGCGCGGACUGCCGGUGGCGCAUUGUGGCUGUCGGGCUGGAAGCUGCAGCUUAGCGCCUUGGAGGUUUCUGACAAUGGGGUUAGUACAGCGACAGUUGCCGGUACUGGCAAUGUCGGGGGAGCCAUGUACGUGGCCAACUGCAUUGGCGACGCGUCCAUAAGCAAUGCUAGCUACUUCGGGAAUGUUGCAUUUCAAGGUGGGGCCCUGUACGUGGAGCUUUGCGGCAUGCAGAUCAAGAACUCAACAUUCGGGAACAACAACGCCACAGGGGGAGAUGCGGCAUACCACAUCACCCUUUUCGUCAACGAGACGCACUUCCUGGACAAUAGUGCAGAGCUGGAGGGGGGAGCUGUACACCUGCAGAGCUUAUUUGACAGCUGCAAUUUCGGUCGCAAUAACGCCAGCAACUCCGGUGGGGCGAUGUACCACGAGACAUCUGCCGUACACCUGAGCAAUUGCAAGUUCUACGACAAUAGCGCCGGAAUUGGGAGCACGACCGCGUCGAAUGCUGGCGUGGCCCAGGGCAUUUCCACGGCUGGCGGGGGCAUCUUCGCGGCCAGUUGCACCGGCAUUAUGGAAAUACGAAAUUGCGAGUUGCUCCGAAACCAGGCAGAUGGGAUGGGUGGCGGUAUGUCGCUGCUUACCUGCGAGACGAUGAUGGAGAGCUCGACCUUGACCGGCAAUGUGGGGAAACUGUCAGGCGGCGGCGUGGCCGCUGGGCAUCAAGCCACGACCUCAAAGCCGCAGCAUUGCAACCUCACGGGCAACAAAGGCGUGAAGCAAGACGGCGGCGCCGUGCACACAGCUGGUGUGCCAUUUCUCUUACACGAUUCCCGUUUCCUCAACAACUCAGCGCAUCGACAGGGAGGCGCGCUAUUCAGCUUUGCAGCACCCCUGGUUCUUCUAACCGAAAGCACAUUUGCCGGUAACAUCGUUGACCUAUCGGGCGGGGCAGCCCUGUUUGCGAGCCCAAAGGUUCUGCAGGUCAAGAGCACAGCUAUGGUUGAGAAUACGGCUGGGCUCUCCGGGGGCGGGCUGGCGCUCGUGAAUGCGUAUUGCUCCCAUUUUGAAGGCUUGAGCUUUGCUGCCAAUGCGGCGGCACAGGGAGGAGGGAUUCACGUCGUCAUGACCGAGUUCACUAGGAGCCCGGCUGGCGACGGCCUGGACUGUCUGGGAGAUUUCACGGCGCUGCUGGGAGGUAACUGGACUGAACACCUUUCCAACGCAUCGCGAACCGUCAUCGAGACGAAGAAGGAUGAUUUGGUGUUGGUAGCGACGAAUAUCUCAGCUAUUGGCAACCUUGCACGGUUAGACCAAGGCGGCGUGGUGCUCUUCGAGGCGAUUCGUGGGUCCGUCCUCUUAGACAGCUUCACCGCACGUGCAAAUCGUGCGGGCAACGCCGGCGGAGCGAUUGCGGUCUCAAACAGUCUAAUUGAUGGCACCACAGUCUACCUGUCCUCCAGCGAUCUCCAAAGCAACGCAGCGGUGGAGCGUGGUGGAGCCCUCGCACUUGAUGGCGCCUCUACCCAUCAACAGGUUGUUGCAAUAAACACCACACUGAACUCCAACACCGCGGGCCUGGGAGGAGCUGUGAGCUUGCAGCAGCUGGCGUCAGUCGCGUUGCACGGCUGUAUCUUGGAGGGCAACGUCGCGGACGGUGGCGGGGCCACUGGGGAGGGUAGCGGCGGGUCUGUGCACGCGUAUGCAUGCAAGUUGCUGCUGGCGAGCGAGACAAGGAUUGAGGCUUCGGUCGCCAGCGAAGGUUACGGCGGUGGUAUCUACACGGAGGGCUGUGAUUUGGUCAUGCUUUCAAAAGUUCGUCUGACAGGUAACAACGCGUCAGCAAUUGGCGGCGCAGCGUUUCUUUCCGGUUCCAGCAACGUGAACGCCGCCGCAUCCUUGGCGUUCGUCUCGGGAGGCCGAAUGGACGGCAACACUGCCGGCGGGGUUGACGGCGGCGGUGGCACCAGCAGGAACAAAGCCGCUUUCCUUCGAACGGGUUCUGCAGGUGCUCUGUAUCUGGGAGGCAGCAUGACGUUCCUGGUAGACCAAACUCUUUUCGACGGCAAUAUAGCCGACGCUCAAGGAGGUGCAGUGGGCAUCGAUCUCGACUGCCCGCAGGCCAUGCAACAAGCUGCUCGCCGGAGCAAUUCGUUCAGCUGCUGGACUGCAAUUCUCAAGGAGCCACGACUUUGGGGCAAUACAGCUGGGGGUAGCGGUGGUGCUGUGUUCUCCAGCUCUCCAUACACACUGGCCAUGAUUUGUGGCAGCAACUGGACUGUUUCGCCGACGCCAGGAGCAUCCACAGACCAACAGCUGGCAGGUCUGGUCACCACAACCACAUCAAGAGUGGCCUCGUCUUCCAGCAGCCUCGAUGUCGUUAACGUCGACACAGGCCAGGUCGAACUGCUGCAGGACAGCGACAACUGGGACAUCAGUACGACAGCGCCGUACAUGGGUUUACUGCCGAAGGCCGACACCGGCACGGAUUCCUGCUUCUGGAGGCCGCAAAUCUCGGUGACGGCUGCGGGGGACAGCGAGGAGGGGACCUUACCAAACCGCGCACGCUUGGGCUACGGUGAUGCUGUCGCCACAGCGCCGAAGGUCGUCGUGCUUGUCGCCAUAGGAGAGGGUGAACCGGCGAUGACCUACGUUAGAAACAGGCUAGGCGUGCUAGGAGAUGCGCUAAAAAAUGCUUCGGCGUCUAGUGAGAACGGGACUUCACUCAUGGCGGUUGGCAGCGGCAGCAGCGGCGCCGGCAGCGACACCAGCAGGCCAUCUAGCCAAGGGCCUUGGUGGCCACUGUGGAUGAGUCGUGCUGUGCUGGAGCUCCGUAGUCGAAGGGCAUCGCAGUGUUGGCCGGGGCAGGAGUGCCGGUUGAUCAUGCCUACUAACGUCGCUAUGGGCCUGAACAUUUCGAUCUUCGAUGCGAUUAAACAAGUCGUUAACGAUACGGGAGAUUUGAAACCCGUGGUUCGUGCGACCAUUGCAUCUUCCGAUCCCAGCCGCCGCGCGGACCUACUCGGUAAUCCACUGGCACAGGUGGACAGCGGUUCAGCGUCACUGGAGGCUGUUCGUGUACACGCGCGCAAGGGGAACUACACGUUGACGCUUGCGGUGGACGUGAACAUCGACUUCCAGGUGACUCCGCUCAUAAUCAACGUGACUGUUCCACCCUGUUCCUUUGGGGAGCUGCCACUCGACAAUGGAUACGUAUGCUCUAAGUGCCCUGUCGAUACCUUCACCUUAAGGGUCGACAAUGAUGAUAGUUACAACGGUCGGAGCAAGCCUGCAGACGAAAAUUGUGCGGCAUGUCCAUACCAUGCGAAAUGUACGGGCGGCGCAGUACUGGUUCCGGAGCAGGGCUACUGGCACAGCGCGGCCAACUCCACAAUUAUCCAUCAGUGCCCAAACAUGGACGCCUGCAGGAAUGACGACGACGACGCCAACAAUGAGCUCUUGCGUUGCCAAGAGCGUUGGUAUGCCUAUUUUGGCGAGGCAAGCAGGUUCUCUUCAUUGCUGCGCGAUCCGACAGGGGGGACCUCCCUGGUGGGCAUUUACCUGGACCUUUACCGGAAAGUGGCGGCCGUGCCGAACAAUACAUAUAAUGGGUCACUCUACACACCGCUUUCACCUGAGGGCAUUUUCGAUGGCUUCCUGCUCGACUGUGCACUGUGGGGCGUGCGUAGCGACGAUCUCCUGAGCUAUAUGCAGAAGCAAUGCUCCGAGACUAUUUUUAGCAAGAUCGUACACGAAGCAGACUUGACGUGCAGCCCGUGUUUCAGCAAGGUGGCGAGCGCAUUUAUUGGUCUUGCCUUCUUCGUCGGCAACACGGCUUGGCUAGGAUUCUCCGUCCUCAUGACCUUCAUGACGGAUUACACACUUCCUAACGAGGAGGGUCUGCCGGCAGCAGAUUUGCUCAAAGUGCUGAUCGUGCACUAUCAGUUCUUCCUUAUUGUGACCCGCAUCAAUAUUAACUGGCCAAACUCGAUUGUCGGACUCCAAGCUGUGGUGGGUAGCAUCACCGGCAGCGUCAAGCAAGUGCUAGCUGGCCUUCUUAUGCCCAUCUUUUCCGUCAUCAUGGUCAUGUUCCUUUGGACCCUGAGGCAUUGCGCGUAA